UCACCGGACACGUCUAGCCGUUGGGGGUGAUUUCUGUUCCAAAACGAGGCGGAGCUUGAAUUCCAAACUGGAUUGAGUUCCUCCCGAUACGUCACUCUGGGAUAGGCUGCGAGCAAUCGAGCAACGCUGUCAGUCAACAGGGUUUCGGGUUGGUUACCUAGGCGUUCUCGGGACGGAAACCCCAAGCAGGAGAAAGUAGCCUUGCCCACCGCGGGUGUAGGCUCUGGGAUUAAAGUGAUCGCCAGUCCCACAGCUUUCGUCGAAACUGCCAGUAGGGAUUCAUGCUGUGUUGGUUAGCUAAAUGCGGUACGAAGCUAAAAUGAUGCCGAUGUUCCUGACAGUGUACCUCAGUAACAAUGACCAGCAUUUUACUGAGGUUCCCGUUACCCCGGAGACGCUGUGCCGGGAUGUGGUGGAGCUGUGCAAGCAGCCGGGGGAGACAGACUGCCACCUGUCUGAGAUGUGGCGUGGAUCUGAACGAGCUGUAGGUGAUGGGGAGAGGAUGCUGGAUGUGCUCCAACGAUGGGGACAACACAGGGCGGAGGUGCGCUUCUUCUUGCGUCACAAUCGAGCUCCUAGCAGGGAAUCGGGUGGGUCAAGAGGCUCAGAGCAGAAGAGAAAUGGAGUGAAGGGUCCCCCAGACAGAAGAAUGGAGAAUGGGGUGACGACACCCCGGAUGGACAUGACGCUGGCCGAACUACAAGAGAUGGCUGCCAGACAGCAGCAACAAAUAGAAGCUCAACAACAGCUCCUUGCUUCCAAGGAGCAGCGGCUGCGCUACUUGAAGCAGCAGGAGCAACGUCAGCAGCAGCAGGCCUCCGAGCAGGAGAAGCUGCAGCGCCUCCGAGAAAACAUUGAGAACCAGGAAACGCGGCUUAAGAAAGUCCGGGCCCUCAAGGGUCAAGUGGAGCAGAAGCGCAUCAGUAAUGGCAAACUGGUGGAGGAAAUAGAGCAGAUGAACAACCUGUUCCAGCAGAAGCAGAGAGAACUAGUGAUGGCUGCGUCUAAGGUGGAGGAGCUUAGCCGACAGCUGGAGUUGCUCAAAAACGGCAAAAUGGACAACUACAAUGACAACCAGAGCUCUGUGGCUGAACUAGACCGCCUAUACAAGGAGCUACAGCUGAGGAAUAAGCUCAACCACGAUCAAAACUCGAAGUUGCAGCAGCAGAGAGAGGGCCUGAACAAGCGCAACCUGGAGGUGGCUGCCAUGGACAAACGGAUCAGUGAACUCCGAGAUCGGCUGUGGAAGAAGAAGGCAGCACUGCAGCAGAAGGAGAACUUGCCUCCUCAGAUUCCCUGGCAUUCAGAGCUCACCCAUGCCAAUAAUGGCUACCCUGGUAAAGAGAGGGCUUCAAAAGACACUCAUCUUCAGGUGCCCUCUGAUGGCCAAGCUGGACAGCAGUCAGGUCCGUCUCGGGUGGCGGCGGUUGGCCCAUACAUCCAGUCCUCCACCAUGCCCAGGGGCCAAGUGAGGCACGACCUUCCUGGAAAACCAGCCUACCCAGACGGCACUGCCACCCUUCCAGCCCACGACCCACAGAGCAAAGCCGGCACAGAAGCCAUGUUCUUGCUUAAGCCUCUGAAAGAACUGCGGGCUAAGAGAAAAGGCCUUCAGCCAUCCAAGCUGGCAGACUGGGACUCUUCAGGUCCAGAAACAAACAUCAACGGACAUGGAUCAGCUUCAACACUGCCACGAAUGACCUCUCACUCUAACACAGACCAAGAUGAUGCAGAACUGAAGAGGGACAGGAAGGUGCGUCCAUUUUCCAUGUUCGAGCCAACGGAGGCUCCCACUACCUCUCUCCGCAAAAACCAGAGCAGUGAUGACUUGGUCAGGGACGCUCAGUCUGCUCCCAAAGCUCCAGUCAAGGUGCCUCCUCCUGUUCCCUCCAAACCAAAAGGCCCUGGUGCCGUGCCCUACGGCAAACCAGGUCUCAACACAGGCACCUUCCCCAAAGCCAAGCCCCACAGCCAGCAGCCCCCGGCUGCCCAGGGCCGCAACCCUCUCCCACCCUCACAAAGCCAGACACUCCCCCUACCCUCUAAGCAGGAUACUCCACCUGCAGCCGCGGUACGGCCCUUCACCCCAGAGCUGUCCUCCUCCAAAGAUGCCAGCCUGAGUAAGCCCAAGAGUUUAGCGGCCAGCUCCAUUUACUCCCUGUACACGCAGCUGCCCAGCUCAACGAAGCUUUUCAACCAGCCGGGGGUGCAGGGCGCUCUCAACAGGUCUCAGACCCGCACCAAUGGAUUUGUCAGUGUGUACGGUAAACCAGUGAUCCCCAGUGGAGGCCCCCUACAUCCAGAGAACCCUUACAUGGACCGACGCUCCCCUUCCCUAGAAUUUGAGGUUGACAACAAUGGAGCCAGCAACAUGGGUCCCAGCCCAACUGAGGGCCCUCAACCAGAAACCGAGCGAACCCCCCGGCCCCUCAGCCCCACCAAGCUGCUUCCUUUCAUUUCCAACCCAUACAGGCAUCAAAGUGAUGGUGACCUAGAAGCCCUAAGAAAGAAACUCUACAAUGCCCCAAGGCCCCUAAAGAAACGCAGCUCCAUCACUGAACCAGAGGGUCCUGCAGGGCCAAACAUUCAGAAACUCCUCUACCAGAAGACCACACUGGCUGCAAUGGAGACUGUGACUACACCAACCACUCCCACCUAUGCCGAUGAAGCAGAGAAGGCGACGGAGGGAUCUGUGGGGCCACAUGUUCCAAGCCCUUUGAGUGGUGCAGAGAACAACCCAUCAGAAACGGGACAGACUCUGGAGGGAGGUCAGCUCUCGUCUCACAUUCCAGGUGCUAAUGUCCCUGUUCCAGCGCCUGCUGAACAGAACAAACCAUCUUCAUCCGUCCUACAGAGCGAGGAGAUUAUUCCACCUCCUCCCCCAUCCCACCCAGCUCCCAAGCCAGAUGAUGCUCUUUUCCCACCACCACCAACUUCUGGCUUCGAGGACUCCAUUACCAGCCUGCCCCCUCCACCUCCAGAAGGCUUCCUGGAAGAGUUCCCACCCUACCCACCACCGCCAUACCCCAGUGGAGCGGAUCAGGACAGCUUAGGAGAAGACACUUUUACCAUGAAGGCACCAGAGGUUACUGGCCAAGUCACUCUGCCACCGGGAAAGAGGACCAACUUACGCAAGCUUGGCUCUGUACGCAUCGAUCACAACAUGAGAGUGAAGUUCAACCCGCUGGCUCUGCUGCUGGACUCUUCUCUGGAGGGAGAGUUUGAUCUGGUCCAGAGAAUCAUCUAUGAAGUAGAGGAUCCCAGUCAGCCCAACGAUGAAGGCAUCACUGCUCUGCACAAUGCCGUCUGUGCCGGACAUACAGAGAUUGUCAAGUUUCUGGUUCAGUUUGGAGUCAAUGUCAAUGCUGCUGACAGUGACGGCUGGACACCUCUUCACUGUGCUGCAUCCUGCAACAAUGUGCAAGUGUGCAAGUUCCUGGUGGAGUCUGGUGCGGCGGUGUUUGCUAUGACUUACAGCGACAUGCAAACAGCAGCUGAUAAAUGUGAAGAGAUGGAGGAGGGCUAUACUCAGUGCUCUCAGUUCCUCUAUGGUGUGCAAGAGAAAAUGGGCAUCAUGAACAGGGGGGUGGUCUAUGGUCUGUGGGACUACAACGGCGAAAACCCUGAUGAACUAUUGUUCCGCGAGGGAGACUGCAUGUCCAUCAUCCGCAGAGAAGACGAGGACGAGAUUGAAUGGUGGUGGGCACGCAUGGGCGACAAUGAGGGGUACAUUCCCCGAAACCUCCUAGGGCUCUACCCCCGAAUAAAGCCAAGACAGAGAACCCUGGCUUAAAACACAAGAUCCCAGCCCAUUCCAGUCUGCCAGAACUCUCUACGCACGCGCACAAACACACACACACACACACACACACACACGCGCGCACACACACACACACACACACACACGCACACCUACUCAUCUAUACACAGAAUUAAACAGACUGGGGAAGAGAAGGACACUGCUGAAAUGAAGAGACAUGGACAGACCAAACAUAUGAAGGAUCAAUUAUAAACUAUUUUCUGGCACUUUUUUCUGUAUCUACAAAAGAGGGAUUCUCCCUCACUUAUUUUAUCCAGGCCACACUGUGUACUGGGUACUUAAGACACUGUUGGCAUUGUUUUCCUUUACCCCAUUGUUUUUGUUGUUUUUGUACUUAGUGUCUGAAACUAUUUCUAAACUGACAAACUCAAAUGUUGGGAUGUAAAUGGAACAAGCUGUAUUUUUAUUGCUCCCCAUCAUUUUUACACUUUUAAAUAGUCUUUUAAAAUGUGUUUUCUGGGCUACACACUUGGGGCUCAACCUUGGAUGAGUUGAACAAGUGGAUGAUGAUGAUAAUGAUGAUGAUGCAUUUGAAAUGCUCUGUUACCAUGACAAUCUUUGGCAGGCUUGUUUUUUCGUCAUCUGUGUUGAGUGUCUGUCUUUAUAACUGCACUAGAAGAAAAGUUUCAGUUGUGACCACCACUGUAAACAACCAGAAAAUGAGAUGACAAAAACGGUGAUGAAGCUUUUGAUUGAUCUAUUGCUGUUCAUUCUGUGGCCUAUGAUACCCAGAAAGCCAUUCUGCUUUCCUGAAUUGGCACAUGGUUGAGAUGCCAUAGAUACUGUGUAUUCAUGAGUUUUUGUUAUAGUAAUAAUGAAAAGUUACUUUAGGAAUCAUAUUGUUAUGAAUAUGGACUUUCUCUUAGGAGGCCCUUUGACCAGAAAGACAUCAUGCAGUAUGAAUUGAAUGACCAUUCAGUAAUGUAAAAAGGCAAGCAAACAAAGGGUAAUAACCAAGCAAUGAUGCCACUAAAUCGCAGUCAUAGAAAAUUUGUCAAGUCAAAUCACAUAAUUAAAAAGAUGAAACUAUACAAUAUCAAGUUUCCAGAACUCAGCUCAUCACAUAUCUCUCUCAAUGCAGAUGUAUUUAUUUUUGUUACCUUUUUUCUUUAGCCCUUUUGUCAGAACUAUAACCACCAAUGUACUCUAGUAUUUCAAACAUUUACAAUAAAAUACUUUAAACUAAG
Molecule: messenger RNA, 5007 nt
Organism: Etheostoma cragini (Arkansas darter)
Lineage: Eukaryota; Metazoa; Chordata; Actinopteri; Perciformes; Percidae
Gene: tp53bp2a
Product: tumor protein p53 binding protein, 2a
Exons: 22
Coding region: 302-3793 (1163 amino acids)
Biological process (GO): regulation of apoptotic process; signal transduction
Cellular component (GO): nucleus
Molecular function (GO): p53 binding
Source: RefSeq, a predicted model, not a curated record